GGAAGCGGAAGGGAGGGGUGGAGGUGAGAAAUCUUGGAGCCCUCGGCGGGUUGAAGAUUGUCGGCUGCUUCGAGAUCGAGGGUUUUACUGAUGCUUAUUUAUGAUUGUCUUGCUGGAUCCGAGUUCUCUCACCUCUGAUCUCUGCUCGUAAUUCUUUCGUCGAUUCGAGCAAAACUGCGAAGCCCUAGAUUAAUUUCAGGUGGAUGGAGUUGGAGAUCUGCUGAGAGAUUGGUUUUUUAGUUAUGGGAGGGAUUUGGGGGAUGUGCAAUAGUGAUCAGCUUGUUUUGGUUGAGUUCAUUGGAUUUUGAGGGUUGAGAUUGAGCGGAGGGUGUUUAUCCUGUUUUUCCCUUCGUGUAGUGCGAGGCGGGGAGGGUGGACGGAAUCUGAGCUUAGGUAUUAUUAUUCUUCGAUUUUAUGGCGUCUCUUGCUACGCUUCCGGUAGAGGAUCAGACGGACGAGGAUUUCUUCGACAGACUGGUGGAGGAUGAUUUCGGUGUGACUGGGUUACGUGAAGGAUCUAGCGAAAUGGACCGGUCGUUAUUGGGGACGGGGAUAACAGAUGAAAGAAUAUCAUUGGAGGAUUCGGAUGAUACUAGGGUUUCAUCUGUUGAAGAGCAUGAGCUCGGGAAAAGGACCAGUCAACAGUCCAAAGCUCCGAAAGAGGGAACAGAGUUGAUGGAUUAUGUCGAAUCAUCGAAUCUAUUUCUAGGUGCUCCCGAAGCUGAGACCACCGUUUCCGAGCAGAAGGCUACACAUGUGAUAUCCUCUCCUUUAUCAAUUGAAGCUGGGACAGAAGGUCCCUCAGAGAUGAAGUCAGAUGUUAAAUCAUCGGAUGCAUCUGUGAAGCGAAGUAGCGGAUCGAAGUGUGCAGGGGUCAAGGAGGUGCAGUGGAGUGCAUUCUGCUCUGAUUCGCAGGAAUUUAGCUUUAGCGGGUUUGAACCCUUCUCAGAUUUCUUAGUAGAAAAUUCAGAAGCUUCCACCAAUCAUACAAACAUCAAUGGUGGCUUGAACUCUAAUUAUACUGACAUGGCAGUUCCUAGUUCUGGCAUGAAUCUGGUUUCAACCGAGCUACAAGAUUUCAAUAUUUAUGGCACCGACAAUGGACAUUCAACCGAAGCUAAUGAUCCUAAAUACUGGGAAAACCUUUACCCGGGUUGGAAGUUUGAUGCCAGCACCGGGCAGUGGUCCCAAGUAGAUAAUAAUGACGCAGUGACUGCCCAAUCUGAUAAUUACAACACAUCCAAUGUAAAUGUGCAAGAAAGUUUUAACGAAGAUCUCCUAGGAGAUGGUAGUGGGUUCAUCUCAGGCCAGACUGCAGAGGUCUCUUAUUCCCAACAAAGUUCAAGUUUAAUGAUUGGAGGAGUAGCUGAGGAUUGCAAAACAAGUGUCGUAUCCAGUUGGAAUCAUUAUUCUCAAGGUAGCAAUGGUUACCCUCCAAAUAUGAUAUUUGAUCCACAAUAUCCUGGUUGGUAUUUUGACACAAUUACUCAGCAAUGGUCUACACUUGAUUCAUAUACUCAAAGCAUUGAGCAGACAUCCCAUUCACUUCAAGGCCAGGGCGGAGAUAUGAACAAUUGUAGUAACGGCUUCAUUGGAGAAGGGAGUUCUAGUUUUUAUGGUGACGUUAGUCCACUGGAACAGAAUGCCAUGCAAGGUGAAAGCAACCAAAACAUGGCGCAGUCUUGGGAUGUUUUGACUAAAAAUUUUGCUCAACAUAGCAUUCAUCAGUCUGAUGUCAAUGAUAAAAGCAAAAUGAGUUUUUCAGCAAACCCACAGGCAGUGAAUUUUUAUGACCCUAAGUUGCAGGAAAUGAAUUACCCGUCUCAGAAAGCGGGUUUUAAUUCCUGGGAUACUGUUCAAACUACUGUUUACAGCAAUAGUACAGGCUCAACUGGAUUUCAGAAUUUUUCCCCAGCUGAACAGAUGCACCAGUUUAAUCCGCCCAAAGCUGAGCAAAGUCUGCAGUCACAUUUUUCUCAGAACUUUUAUGCUGAAGAAAAGUCAGUUAACUAUCAUGAACAGCAUUUUCAAAGUGCAUUGUAUUCUCAUACCUCUUAUACUGGCAAUGAAGGGAGAUCGUCUGCUGGUCGUCCUCCACAUGCCUUGGUUACUUUUGGAUUUGGUGGGAAGCUUGUAGUCAUGAAAGAUCCCAAUGCUAUUGGCAUGAAAGUGAGCUAUAAUAACAUGGAAACUUCAGAGGCUGCUGUCUCAAUUCUCAACUUAAUUGAAGUUGUGAAGGAGAAGGCUGAGACUGUAGGUGAUUACUUCUGUUCUUUAUCUCAACAUUCCUGUCCAGGGCCGCUUGUUGGUGGGAAUGCUUCUACAAAGGAUGUGUACAAAUGGAUAGAUGAGAGCAUAUUGCAUUGCGAGUCUUCUGUGGCGGACCCAAAGAAGGGGAAAAUGGUGAAAUUACUUCUUUCGUUGCUAAAAAUUUCUUGUCAGCAUUAUGGAAAACUUCGAUCUCCUUAUGGUUCUGGUGCUUCCCUUGAGGAAAAUGAUGGUCCAGAAUCAUCUGUAACUAAACUUUUUGCAUCUGCUCGAGCGGAUGCUCCUCGUCUUGCUCGUUUUAUGAAUAACAUUCCAUCUGAGGCAAACAUUCAGGCUACUUCUAUUGAGAUGCAAAACUUGCUUGUUUCUGGUAAAAGAAAGGAGGCCCUGCAGUGUGCACAAGUAGGUCAGUUAUGGGGUCCUGCUCUUGUGCUAGCAGCACAGCUUGGCGAGAAGUUUUAUGUUGAUACUGUGAAACAAAUGGCACAGCGCCUUCUGAUUUGUGGAUCACCUCUUAGAACAUUGUGCCUUCUUAUUGCGGGGCAGCCUGCAGAUGUGUUUUCUACUGAAAGCUCCACCAAUGGUAGCUCUUCUGGCACUGCGAGUGGAGAUGAACAGUCGUUUGAGAUUCAAUCCAACUGCAUGCUUGAUGACUGGGAGGAGAACUUGGCUAUCAUUACUGCUAAUAGAACAAAGGAUGAUGAGUUGGUCGUAAUUCAUCUUGGCGAUUGUUUAUGGAAAGAAAGAGGAGAGGUCACUUCCGCUCACACCUGUUACUUAGCUGCAGAAGCAAACUUUGAACCAUAUUCUGACAGCGCAAGACUCUGUCUAAUUGGUGCGGAUCACUGGAAGUAUCCUAGAACUUAUGCCUAUCCAGAUGCAAUUCAGAGAACAGAAUUAUAUGAAUAUGCAAAAGUUCUUGGAAAUUCCCAGUUUGUCCUUCUUCCAUUUCAGCCAUACAAGUAUAUAUAUGCUAAUAUGCUUGCGGAGAUUGGGAGAACAUCUGAUUCACUGAGAUACUGUCAAGCAUCUAUGAAAUUGCUAAGAAAUUCUAGUCGUACUCCUGAUGUAGAAAUGUGGAAGUCGUUAAUAUCUUCACUUGAGGAGAGAUUAUCUGCUCAUCAGCAGGGUGGAUAUGGAGAAAACUUGGCUCCUGCUAAAUUUGUUGGUAAAUUAUUUACUUCCAUUGAUAGAUCAUUACAUCGCAUGAUGGGUGUCCCAUCACUGCCACCAAUGCCACAGAACAAUGCGAAUGGUAAAGAAAAUCACCUGGUUUCCCCAAAGGUGGUAAACAGUCAGUCGACAAUGGCCAUGUCAACCUUGAUUCCUUCAGCAUCUGUAGAUGGCAUGAGCGAAUGGACAAGUGAUUCUGGCAGGAAAACUUUGCACAGCAGAAGCAUUUCAGAGCCAGAUUUUGGCAGAACCCCAAAACAGAACGCAUCAAAUAAUUCUAGUCCUGGGGAUGCUCAAAACAAAACAUCGCCAUCUCGUCUUGGCCGCAUUGGGUCACAACUCUUUCAAAAGACGGUGGGUUGGGUAUCAAGACCACGUUCAGAUCGACAGGCAAAAUUAGGCGAAAGUAACAAAUUUUACUACGAUGAGAAACUCAAAAGAUGGGUAGAAGAAGGCGCAGAACCUCCUCCUAACGAAGUCACCUUACCACCACCCCCAAAAAUUACUUCAUUUCAGAAUGGCACGACACAGUACAACAUCAACAAUGCCUUGAAGGGCCAAAGCCCCAAUAAUGCAAAUGCAGUUUCAGAAACAAAAUCUCUAAUUCCUCCGGAGAACUCUGGAUUUCCACCCAUGUCACCAAGCCCCAACCAAUUCUCGGCUCGCAGAAUGGGCGGUGUUCGAUCAAGGUAUGUUGAUACCUUCAACAAAGGCGGUGAUUUGCCGGCAAACUCGUUCCAUUCUCCUUCCGCUCCAGCUGCUAAACCUGUUGCUGGAGCUAAAUUUUUUGUCCCAACCGCACCCUCCAAUGAGCAGGUACUCGAUACCUCUGGAGGACGAAUCCUCGAAACUGGAACAAAUGGAGACCUGUGUGCAUCAUCAGGUACAGAACUUUCAUUUAAUUCGACACCACCACCACCACCACCACCACCACCACCACCACCAACAACAACAACAACAACCAUUGAAAAACUCCCUAGUAUGAACAUGGAGACGUCAGCAGCAUUACAGAAUGGCAAUGGCUUCCUUUCUCACUCUCCAGUAACAUCGUGGAAUGGUAAAUUCAAUGAAACUACGCCAUUUUUUCCUUCAAAUCCUGGAACAUUACAUUCAAGCACCUUAUUACAUCAAUUUAAUGGCGGCUCUCCGGUUGAUGAUCUUGAUGAGGUUGAGCUUUCAUAGUUAUAACAUCAGUUCCUCAUGUUUUUUGCAUGCUGUUGGGGGGGGAAUUGUUCCCCCUCUAUCAAAAAUUUAAAUGAGAAAUGAAGGGUUUUACAGGAGUUGACAAAAGUGUAAUGUGAAAUAUCAUAUGAUGUAAUUUUAAUGUGGGGGAUGUGAUAUAUCCCCCGUGUUGAGCUGGUUUGUUUCCCACAUGAAUGAUAUGUGGGAACCAUUGUACAGAUAAUUUGUUUAUUUAUUAUGCAGUAAGAAAUCUCCAUUUGUUUGAAGAGGUGCUCCAACACAGAGCUCAGUGAAAGCCUCCAGAGGACAACUGUAAGUUCCCCUUCAUUUAAAAUCAAUAAACUUU
This is a messenger RNA of Phalaenopsis equestris, 4969 nucleotides long. Its product is annotated as protein transport protein SEC16A homolog. The coding region runs from base 415 to 4623 and encodes 1402 amino acids. The record is from RefSeq and is a predicted model, not a curated record. Gene Ontology annotation, biological process: COPII vesicle coat assembly; Golgi organization; autophagy. NCBI's taxonomy places the organism in Eukaryota, Viridiplantae, Streptophyta, Magnoliopsida, Asparagales, Orchidaceae. The transcript is spliced from 14 exons. Gene Ontology annotation, cellular component: ER to Golgi transport vesicle membrane; endoplasmic reticulum exit site.